AUGGUCUUGUCUCUCAACGAUCUUCCUGAAGAGAUACUGCAUAGUAUUCUGUUGUUUUGUCGACCUUCCGACACCUGUGCUUUGGAACGCACCGCUCGUCGAUUUCGAGGCGCUACCAACGAGCAACUACUAUGGAGGAUCUACUGUCAGACACAUUUCAGAUUUUGGGCCCGGUGGCAUGAUAUGCCGACCAAGCUGUCGAGUCCUGUAUUUACCGUGGAUUGGAAAGCACUAUACAGAUCCAGACACCUCGUCGACGUUGCCACCACUCGCCUUUUGGAUAGUAUCCUUAUCAGCCAGACUGGGAGGAUAGAGAAGUUUAGAUCGGUUAUCAACUUCGGAUAUGAUGCCAAAGACAGCCUCUUGCGCAGUCUCUCCAUCAGUUCGGAAGCAGAAGAUCACCUAGCUAGGAGGUAUUACGCAAAGGCACUUUUGACCUGCCUUCAUCGAAGUAUCGCUAUUCCAGAAUGGGCCAGCCUAAGGAAUGGUGGUGAAAUACCGCUUGCGAAUGCGCUCGGUGCUUUUGACCUUUUCAUACCUGAAAGUAGGUAUGGGAAUUUUGACGAGAUAAAUGGUAGCUUGGAUGAAAUUCUCUCCCGCCUUUGUACGGAGUAUCCGGACAUACAAGAUUUGAGCAGUCGUGAGCAGGCGAGCAUCAUUGCCUCAUUUCUGAGAACUCAUAAUCUAAUUGGCAUCGAGCCCGAGCGUGAGUAUCACUGCUUGGAGCAUAACUUUCUGGGGCUUGCCUUGGAUGAUCCUGGGCAUAACUCACUGCCUUUGGUGUCGGCAGUAAUCUACUGCCAUAUCGCACAGAGGUUAGGGUUAAAUGCCCGCCCCUGUGGGUUUCCUUUCCAUGUUCAUGUCAUAGUCAUACCACGGCCAGGUCUCGACAUUGACGGUAAUGCGCUCCACCAUGGUAGCACAGGUGAACCCAUCUACAUGGACCCCUUUCGUUCCGACCAAGAGACGCCUGUAGCGGACUUGAAAGCGCAGUUGAGUUUCUUAGGGGCAUCCGCAGUCGAACAGUCUGCAUUUCUCGGAGAAUCGAGGGCAUCGGAAAUUGUCUCACGGUGCAGUAAAAACGUCCUGAAUUCGUUGCAGCGCAUUACUCAUUUUGCUGGUGCACAUUUGGUACCGGUUGAUCCUGGUUGCGCAAGAUAUGCUGCUCUUUGGUCAUCUCUAAUGUUUUCAAACCCCCUCCGACCAGCGGAGCUAGAGCAUCAUCUAUUCUUGCUGUUGGAGCUUCUCGCCACUGAUUUCUCCUCGGACAUUCACCUUGUCGAGCAAUACAUUGUCCCCAUCUUCCGGGGCACCAUGGAGUUUGAGCAUCUCAUGGAAAGCCUUCAUGUCAUACGAACAGUCGACGAAAUACCAAAGCAGGUGAAAAGACGCACAGCACAGCUUAAAGGUGUUAGCUAUCAUGUUGGGCAGGUGUUUAGGCAUCGCCGCUACAAUUAUGUGGCCAUAAUUACGGGGUGGGAUACUGAGUGUGGGGCCGGCGAGCAAUGGAUGAGAAGGAUGGGCGUCGAUCGUCUUCAAAGUGGGAGACAUCAAAGUUUUUACCAUGUUAUUGUCGAAGACAAAAGCGUCCGAUAUGUGGCGGAGGAAAACGUGCAGAUUAUAACACCAGAUAUCUCACAAUUACCGCCGAAUCUUGUCGCAGUGGCAGGGAAAUACUUCAAGCGAUGGGAUAGCGUUUCACGGCGAUUUGUGAGUAAUAUUGAAGAUGAGUAUCCAGAUAAUUAG
Messenger RNA from Aspergillus calidoustus, 1746 nucleotides. NCBI's taxonomy places the organism in Eukaryota, Fungi, Ascomycota, Eurotiomycetes, Eurotiales, Aspergillaceae. The record is from the annotation of a GenBank genome assembly.